AUGUGUUUUAUUGUUCGUUAUCAUUACCUUGCCAGAGCCAUCCUAACAUGUGAUAAGCCGGAUAGUGCCAGAGUAUCCACUUUGGCUAAUUUACGGGGCCUUCCAGUAAAACAACUUCUUGAUUUGGAGCAGAAGCGCCUUAGUAGCGUUCGUCGAAAUCAAGGACGUACAAAGCAGAAAAUCUCGUUGGUGUCAAGGACUCUUAAGAUUCUUAAAACAUAA
Clunio marinus is the source of this 222-nucleotide messenger RNA. NCBI's taxonomy places the organism in Eukaryota, Metazoa, Arthropoda, Insecta, Diptera, Chironomidae. The record is from the annotation of a GenBank genome assembly.